ACCUGAUCCUGAUUUUAGCUUCAUCAUGCCUGAUCCAGGACCCAAAUCCGCGCCGAAGAAAGGCUCAAAGAAAGCUGUCUCCAAGACCGCAGUCAAGGGCGGCAAGAAGCGCCGCAAGACCAGGAAGGAAAGCUAUGCCAUCUACGUGUACAAGGUGCUGAAGCAGGUCCACCCCGACACCGGCAUCUCCUCCAAAGCGAUGGGGAUCAUGAACUCCUUCGUCAACGACAUCUUCGAGCGUAUCGCCGGUGAGGCCUCUCGCCUGGCUCACUACAACAAGCGCUCCACCAUCACCUCCAGGGAGAUCCAGACCGCCGUCCGCCUGCUGCUCCCCGGGGAGUUGGCAAAGCACGCCGUGUCUGAGGGCACCAAGGCGGUGACCAAGUACACCAGCUCCAAGUAAACUGACAAUUUACAACCAAUCCAACGGUCCUUUUAAGGACCACCCAAU
Gadus chalcogrammus (walleye pollock) is the source of this 451-nucleotide messenger RNA. Its product is annotated as histone H2B 1/2-like. NCBI's taxonomy places the organism in Eukaryota, Metazoa, Chordata, Actinopteri, Gadiformes, Gadidae. Gene Ontology annotation, molecular function: structural constituent of chromatin; DNA binding; protein heterodimerization activity. The coding region runs from base 26 to 403 and encodes 125 amino acids. The transcript has a single exon. Gene Ontology annotation, cellular component: nucleosome. The record is from RefSeq and is a predicted model, not a curated record.